Malassezia pachydermatis is the source of this 603-nucleotide messenger RNA. RefSeq names its product pyridoxamine 5 -phosphate oxidase-like fmn-binding protein. The record is from RefSeq and is a predicted model, not a curated record. Lineage: Eukaryota; Fungi; Basidiomycota; Malasseziomycetes; Malasseziales; Malasseziaceae. The transcript has 4 exons. Gene Ontology annotation, molecular function: FMN binding. The coding region runs from base 1 to 603 and encodes 200 amino acids.
AUGUGGAAAGGCGCAUUGACCGAGGCCCUGGCAAAGUACAAUACAGACCGCUCGAUAUUAUUCUAUGCUUUGGCCACACUAGCGAGAGAUCCAGCCCCUAUACCGCGUGUACGCUACGUCGUUCAUCGUGGUUUUGUUAAUGAUGCAUGUCCCGAGGGUGAAGAGUGUGAUUGUCUUUUAACAACAACGGACCUGCGAUCUGCGAAAGCAGAGCAAAUCCUAGAGGCAUCAGAUGCGCCUGUGGAAAUUGCAUGGUACAUCGCACCGGAGCGUAGACAGAGGCACCGCUUUCCGGACCACAAACUGCAGGGCAAGACAUCGAAACUCGACUGGGAUCGUGAGCGCGUGCGUGUAUGGAAUAGCCUCAGUGAGACAAUGCAGAGUGCUUUUUACGGCCCACCACCAGGCCAGCCCUCUGCCCAGGUCAAAGACAUGUCAAGCAAUAUGAUGGCCAAUAAUACAAAUGAAACGCUACCUGAAAAUUUUGCGCUUGUCGUCAUCGACCCAAAAGAGGUUGACAUGUUGGAUUUGCAGCAUGCUCGUCGUACAAUUUUUGUGCGGCAAGAGAAGCGUACAUGGACAAGCUCUGAAGUAGCGCCAUAG